CGCAGGUAGCACGCAGGUCGCCGUGCGGGGCGAUCGAAAGCGCGUACAAACCGAAAGGCGGGCGCGCCGCUCGCUCCCCGCCGCUCGCUCCCCGCCGCUCGCUCCCCGCCGCUCGCUCCCCGCCGCUCGCUCCCCGCCGCUCGCUCCCCGCCGCUCGCUCCCCGCCGCUCGCUCCGCCCGCGAGAAGCCCUUCAUAGUCGCCAGUGGAGUGACUGAGCUGAAACUUUUUAGUGCAGCAAGUAUUUAUUGGAGGAGUAACUCGCAAGCAAUUAAAGAUGAGUAAGAGCAAAGAUGAUGCACCACAUGAACUAGAGAGCCAGUUUAUCUUACGAUUGCCCCCAGAAUAUGCUUCUACUGUGAGGAGGGCUGUGCAGUCUGGACACGUCAACCUGAAAGACAGACUGACCAUUGAGUUACACCCUGAUGGGCGUCAUGGAAUUGUCAGAGUGGAUCGAGUUCCCUUGGCCUCAAAGCUGGUAGAUCUGCCUUGUGUUAUGGAAAGCUUGAAGACCAUUGAUAAAAAGACCUUUUACAAGACAGCAGAUAUCAGCCAGAUGCUGGUGUCCACAGUAGAUGGAGACCUCUACCCUCCCGUGGAGGAGCCAGUUGCCCCUGCGGAUCCCAAAGCAAGCAAGAAAAAAGAUAAGGACAAGGAGAAAAAAUUUGUUUGGAACCAUGGAAUUACUCUACCUCUGAAAAAUGUCAGAAAGAGAAGGUUCCGGAAGACAGCAAAGAAGAAGUAUAUUGAAUCUCCCGAUGUGGAAAAAGAAGUGAAGAGGUUGCUGAGUACUGAUGCAGAAGCGGUCAGCACUCGCUGGGAGAUAAUUGCUGAAGAUGAAACAAAGGAGACAGAAAAUCAAGGCCUCGAUAUCUCCUCUCCAGGAAUGUCUGGCCACAGGCAGGGCCACGACUCGCUAGAACAUGAUGAACUUCGAGAGAUAUUCAAUGACCUCAGCAGCAGCAGCGAAGAUGAAGAAGAUGUAAACAUCAUCGACACCGAGGAAGAUCUGGAGAGACAGCUGCAAGACAAGCUCAACGAAUCAGAUGAACAGCACCAAGAGAAUGAAGGAACCAAUCAAUUGGUUAUGGGAAUUCAGAAACAGAUUGAUAGCAUGAAAGGCAAGCUCCAAGAGACCCAAGACAGGGCAAAGCGCCAGGAGGACCUCAUCAUGAAAGUAGAAAACCUGGCUCUCAAGAACAGGUUUCAAGCUGUUCUGGAUGAACUCAAGCAAAAGGAAGAUAGGGAGAAAGAGCAGCUUAGCUCUUUGCAAGAAGAGCUAGAGUCACUUCUAGAGAAGUGAGAAUGUCCUUAGCGUGGUCGGCUUGAGAGCAGUUCAUUUUCAUCGUAAGAUCUCAAAGUCGGGUUCUUAUUCCCUGAAACGUUAGUUGUGUUGGGUUUUGUUGAACAGGUUUUCAUUCUUUAGGAAGGAGGAUUACAUAGGCAGCUGUAGGUAAGCUGUAAGUAAGAUCAGAGAGUUGAACAAUAAACAGUGGUGCUUUAAUCACUCACCAUGGGACUUUAUAACUGUUUGUCUCUUUUCCAGAAGUUUUUAUUCUUGUUCUUUGGUGCAAAGAUCAGUAAGAAGCUAGCCUACAGGCAGUGAAGUUAGUUUUUUUUGUUUUGUUGUAAGUUUUUAAUUUUUUUUAAAUAAAUGUGUGUAGUAGCUAUUUUAUUAGCUACUCAGCAAGUUUCCACGUGUAGAAAAAAAGUACCGUUAUUGCAAAAAGUUGUUUCUUGCACAAUAAAAGUUACUAAUUUUCACAUAAUGUUUAUCUUGUUCUUCUAUGAGUAGUGAGAGUUAAGGUGGAUUCAUAGAGUUUAAUUAUUGAAUGGGGUGGUCAUGUUUGUAGUUAAAGAUAUAUGCUGUUCUUAUGUUUUUUUCAGGAAAAGGAAUGCACAGGGUUAAGGAGAUGGAGAAACUCAUCUUUGUGUUACAUUAAGUUCCUAUCCACCUGGAAGUUUGAACACACUGGGUCCAAAGCUUUCCUAAACUAUCCUAGUUUUAUUAAGUUCUAAGGUUAUCUGUGUAAAGUACUGGAGUCAGAAAAACGUUAUCAGAUAAACCAUUCCACUUUGUCUGGAUUAAGAUUACAUUCUUAAUUAUUGCCAAUUUAAUUGCUACCGGUAUUUAAUAGACUGAUGCUUGUUCAUGUUAUUUCAUUAGUAUUUCCUAUUAUGAAAGCCUCUAUCCUGGUCUGGUAUUUUAAAAUUUUGCACACAUAAUAUUUACAUUCUUUGAAGCAUUUGGUGUUUUACAAUUGAGGUGUAUUUUUAGAAAAAAAAAAAUCAGACUGUAAGGAGCACAGUUAAAAUUAAUUUGUGCCAGAUGGGUUUGUAAGUAUUCAUAAACCAAAGCUCACUUAAAUUUUCUGUUUAUCAGGAAACAUCAGUGGUA
Molecule: messenger RNA, 2396 nt
Organism: Phodopus roborovskii (desert hamster)
Lineage: Eukaryota; Metazoa; Chordata; Mammalia; Rodentia; Cricetidae
Gene: Taf7
Product: TATA-box binding protein associated factor 7
Exons: 2
Coding region: 276-1301 (341 amino acids)
Biological process (GO): regulation of transcription by RNA polymerase II; RNA polymerase II preinitiation complex assembly; transcription initiation at RNA polymerase II promoter
Cellular component (GO): transcription factor TFIID complex
Molecular function (GO): RNA polymerase II general transcription initiation factor activity
Source: RefSeq, a predicted model, not a curated record